CCAUCACCUUAUCAAUCAGCAAUUCUCCACUUGGUUCCACCACCAAGAACUUUUACGUACCCACACUUCUGGGGCUCCGCCGAUCUCUUAGCACCUACGCACCUUACGCACUUGGCAUUGUCAACUGGUAUUUCUAUCAAGACCCCGAAAACCCCACAUCAACAGGAAUCAAAUAUCCCUCCCCGUCUAACGACACGAGCACCAAACAACACCACACCAGACUACACCAUGGCACCCAUGUCGAGACCCACAUUAUGUAGAAACGAGUCGAUGCAAAAGUACAUGCUUCUCUCAGCCCAGAAAGAAGCUCUCCAGCGCCGCAUGGCUAUGGAGAUUCCUUUCAACGCACCUAUGGCUGCCACUUCCCCGGAGUUUCAAUCUCUUUCGUCAUCGCCUACCUCACCAACAAAGUACUCAACGCCGUUCCCCGCAGCCAGUGAACCCGUUACCGUCAGCUCAAGGACCGGCGGAACCCCGCGCAACAGCAUCGACGACAUGCACACUGAAGAAUCCCACAAGCUCGCGGAGAUCAACCAACAAAUCGUCGCUACACUCACCGAACUCAUGAAUACAGAAUGUAUCCGCAACGACGAGAAGCAGCGUGCCUGGGUCCAAGGCCGCCUCAUGGAAGCCGAACACCAAAUACGUCGUGAACGUCGCCGUCACUCGUCAAACGCUGGCGGCGACUUUGCAGACGCCAUCGCACAGCAUCUCGAGCUUGGUCUCAACACUUCCAAGACUUGGGCGUAAACUCCCGCCUUGACGCACGUCUGUAUGAAGCGAUGACGUGAGGCUUACGAUGAUUACGAUCGUUCUCAAAUCUUGUACUUGCGAUGGGCGCUUGCUUUUUGGCUGGCAAUGGCGCAAUGGUUCUGAAAUGAAGU
Alternaria alternata is the source of this 884-nucleotide messenger RNA. RefSeq lists its product as hypothetical. NCBI's taxonomy places the organism in Eukaryota, Fungi, Ascomycota, Dothideomycetes, Pleosporales, Pleosporaceae. The record is from RefSeq and is a predicted model, not a curated record. The transcript has 2 exons. Bases 229 to 750 code for a protein of 173 amino acids.